AUGGGCAAAAGCGUUGAAGAGUCACCGCACGCCGCCGUGUGUAGGGGCCGUAAGAGCAAUGGUCCUUUCCUCCGGAGCGUCACACCUCGGCCAGAUUCUUCCGUCACUUUCAUCGGUGCCAUUUCUUGGAUUGCUUUCUUCUCCUACCUGAUGGUGUGGUGGGCUCACCAGGUUGGAGAAACGUUCUGGAUUACGGAGGAGAUAAUGGGACUGACUAUACUAGCAGCCGGCACUUCAAUCCCGGACCUGAUCACCAGUGUGAUUGUGGCGCGAAAAGGACUGGGUGACAUGGCCGUGUCCAGCUCUGUCGGCUCCAACAUCUUUGAUAUCACUGUGGGUCUGCCAUUCCCCUGGCUCAUCUACCACAUCAUCAACGACUUCAAACCGAUCCAGGUCAGCAGCAACGGACUGUUCUGCGCCAUCGUCCUACUCUUCCUCAUGCUCCUCUUUGUCAUCAUCUCCAUCGCGGCUUGCAACUGGAAAAUGAGCAAGUCUCUGGGCCUUCUCAUGUUCCUGCUGUACGUUGUGUUCCUGGUCCUCAGCGUCAUGCUGGAGGACAAAAUCAUUACCUGCCCCAUCACCGUCUGA
Molecule: messenger RNA, 588 nt
Organism: Trematomus bernacchii (emerald rockcod)
Lineage: Eukaryota; Metazoa; Chordata; Actinopteri; Perciformes; Nototheniidae
Product: sodium/potassium/calcium exchanger 2
Exons: 4
Coding region: 1-588 (195 amino acids)
Biological process (GO): calcium ion transmembrane transport; intracellular calcium ion homeostasis; long-term synaptic potentiation
Cellular component (GO): membrane
Molecular function (GO): calcium, potassium:sodium antiporter activity; calcium channel activity
Source: RefSeq, a predicted model, not a curated record